AAAUACCCACAUAUACAAUGAAUAGGUUUGUCAAAACCAUAUGAUAAAAAGAUAAUAUGCAAAGUCUUAAUUAUUGAUAACAGUUAAUCUGGCACGGCAUUAAUUAACGAAAUGGAGACUACAAAAUAACAAUACAAUAUCAUUUUAUAUGCUUUUUUAAUGUUAACCUUUUUAUAGUUCAAAUAUGGAUGCACAGAACAAAGACAAGCGAAAAGACAUUGACUGGUCCAGAUUUGGUUUAGGUUCGGAGACUGCCCAGAGAGUAAGGGCAAAUACAAGUGGUUUUGUUGAUUUGUCCAAUGAUUAUGGAGCUGGUGGACAUCAAGCAUCUGGGGCGAAUGAGUUGUUUGCGGAAGAACAGGGCGAUGUACCAUGGUGGAAAUCUAACUUUUUCAUAUCACAACCAGUAUUAUUUGGCACUUGGGAUGGAGUAUUUACCUCUUGCUUGAUUAACAUUUUUGGUGUAAUAGUCUUUCUUAGAUCAGGAUGGAUCGUUGGUGAAGCUGGUGUUUUUAAUGCAAUAGUUAUUGUAUUAGCUACAGUGUUCACUGCAUUAAUUUCUGUUUUGUCGGCUGUCGGAAUAUGUGAACGAUGUCGUAUUGAAAGUGGCGGUGUCUAUUUUGUAAUUGCACAUGUACUCGGCUCUAGAUUUGGAGGAUCCUUAGGACUUCUUUACUGUUUUGGACAAGCAGUUGGUUGUGCACUGAACGUUCUCGGAUUUGGAGAGUCGAUGGCCGAGUUACUUGGUCUUGGUGAUUCAAAAUGGGCAGUUCAAACCAUUGCUAUUGCAGCUGUAUUAUUAUUAAGUGUUAUUAAUGUAGCGGGAGUGAAAUGGGUCAUUAAACUACAAUUUAUUCUUUUACUUAUUCUUCUACUCGCAGGUCUUGAUUUUAUGGUUGGCAGCUUUGUACAUACUGACACAGAAAAUGGCUUUGAGGGCUGGUUGAGUAACAACUUGGGGGAUAACAUGUGGGGUAAAUAUACGGAAGGUUACAGUUGGUUUACAGUUUUCGGUGUAUUUUUUCCAACUAUCACUGGUAUUCUGUCAGGAAUUAACAUGAGUGGUGACUUAAAAGCACCAUCUGUAAAUAUUCCAAACGGUACUUUGGCUGCUAUCGGAACUGGAACGUUUCUUUACUUAGUUUUUAUAAUAUUCCUUGGAGCCACAUGUGUCAGAUCUGCACUGCUAAAUGAUUUUAUGAUUGCCGCCAAGGUUUCAGCAAUUCGUGUAUUAUUAUUAGCUGGUUUAUAUGUGUCAUCUAUGUCAAGUUGUUUAGGUGCCAUGUACGGUACUCCACGUGUCUUACAAUCAAUUGCCUUAGAAAAUGUCAUACCUGGUAUUGGAAUAUUAGGCAUGGGCAGAGGACCAAAUAAAGUUCCAUUGUAUUCAAUGGUAUGUGUAGCUAUAGUAACUUUCGCAUUUAUUCUAAUCGGGGAAAUAAAUACAUUAGCACCAAUUGUAACAAUGCCUUAUUUAUUAACUUACGCUUGUAUUGACUACUCAUAUUUUGCAUUAGCACAAACCUUUGAUAUACAGCAUCAAAGAGAGCAAAGAUUUUACAAAUCAAAAGUCCAUCAUUCUUAUAGUAUUGAGUCUGAUGAAAAUGAUUUGGACAGACUGUUUCCUGAACGCACAAGACACAAAACUCUCAGGGGUGAAUCUAGUUCAAAUUCGCCAAGUAGUCCAGACGACAGCAAUGAAACAAUGCCAAUUGCGCCUAAACCUCACAUUCAUUCAAAGCCUAAGAACUGGUAUUCAAAUCUUUGUAACAGAUGGUUGUCCCUGUUUGGUGCCGCCCUGAAAAUUUGCAUAAUGGUAUUAGUCAACUGGGUAUACGCUAUUGUUUGUAUCGGUGCCGUCUUUUUGGUGUGGUUGUAUAUCGGUACGGCCAAUCCGGCUGUUAAGCCAGGUCUGGCCUCAGAAUUCAGAUUUCUGAGAUGGUUCAAAAAUCUACUACUUAGAUGCAUGGGCAAAAGAGUUAAUGAUUAUGAACAAAUUGUUGUUACUCCCGUCCAUCCAGGCUUAGAUGUGACCUCCUCGCAACUAAACGAAGACAAUGAAGAUUUCUCAAACAGAAGACGUUAUCAUCAAUCAGCCACAGUACAUGGCCACAUGGUCAGUAUAGAUGACUGAUAACUACCCAGCUUUCAUCAUUUUUUCAUGUAUAUAUUUUUGUAAUUAAUGAUUAAUGUAUAUUAAAAUAUUUUCUCUACUA
This is a messenger RNA of Aethina tumida (small hive beetle), 2216 nucleotides long. RefSeq names its product solute carrier family 12 member 8. The record is from RefSeq and is a predicted model, not a curated record. Gene Ontology annotation, molecular function: potassium:chloride symporter activity. Gene Ontology annotation, cellular component: membrane. The transcript has 9 exons. Bases 185 to 2134 code for a protein of 649 amino acids. Lineage: Eukaryota; Metazoa; Arthropoda; Insecta; Coleoptera; Nitidulidae. Gene Ontology annotation, biological process: potassium ion homeostasis; cell volume homeostasis; chloride ion homeostasis.